Exophiala spinifera is the source of this 693-nucleotide messenger RNA. RefSeq lists its product as uncharacterized. The transcript has a single exon. The coding region runs from base 1 to 693 and encodes 230 amino acids. NCBI's taxonomy places the organism in Eukaryota, Fungi, Ascomycota, Eurotiomycetes, Chaetothyriales, Herpotrichiellaceae. The record is from RefSeq and is a predicted model, not a curated record.
AUGGGAGAAGACUACGGCACAUCUUCACUGCCACCACACAUCGGGACGCUUCUCAACUCCAUCACCAACACCACUACCAACACCACAUCAUCAUCAUCAUCCUCCUCCUCCUCCUUCUCAUCCUCGGGCGACGGCGACGACCUCGACAUCUUUUUGCACUGCUGGAUCCAACCGCAUUGCCCGGCGUGUCUGUCGGCGGACAACAAGUACCCGUGCUCCUGGUGCGCGACGUCCCAGGUGUGCGUGCCCAACACGGUUUACGGCUACCCUUUCGGAAUCCUGGCGCCGUUGAAGACCGACUCGCUCUGCCCGCUCGGGUGGCGGGAGAGGUGGGAACUCCGGGCGCGGCCGUUCAGUUGCCGCUGCUCGAGCAUGACGUUCGUGAGCGUCGUCGUCGCCGUGCUGGCCACGCUCUUGUCUCUGCAGCUCAUGUGGCUUCUCAUCACGCUGGGCCGACGGGCCGGACGGAGAUGGAGGACGAGACAGAAGGGGUGGUGGAGGUUACGAAACUGGGGUCGUGGUCCCGUCUGGACGAUGAGAAGGCCGCCAGGGAGAGAUGAUGCGGCAGGCACGCAAAGUACGCAAAGCCAGAAUGAGAAUGACGGCGUUGGCGGCGACGGCGACGGAAACAGAACCAGAACUAUACCGCAAGCUCCGCGCCAGGAUGAUGAAACGACACCUUUGCUCGCUUGA